AUGACCGACUCGGGGAAUAAGGCACAAGUACAUACUCCGUCAGGCUCCGAUGUUUCCGUUUCAUCGAGAAUCCCAAAUCCAUCACCCAGUAAUCCCAUUGUCGACACUAUUGAUGGUAACUCUGAGUGUGGUGAUAUGCAAAUCAGCAAGUCGGAAUCUCACUAUGUUGGGAAUAAUCACUGGGCGACCAUUCUCGAUGGAAUCGCGGAUCUCAAAGACCAUCUCAAUCGUGAUGAGCAGUUCAGCCUCGCAAAUACCCGGUCGGAUUUUGACAUUUAUGAGCAUGGUAACCCUUUGGCUCGCCCUAGGUCUGGGUAUACGCUUCUGCUGUAUGGAGGGCACCGGUUAGGCUCAAAGGAAGAGAUUCUCGCAGGGUUGCCCCCGAGGUCUGCCGUGGAUCGAUAUAUCUCUCGGUAUUUCAACUACCUCGACCUGGUUUCCUCUUCUGCGGUGCAUGGACCAAGCUUUCUAUGUGAGUACGAGGCAUUUUGGGGGAAUCCGUCGGGCGCGCCUCUUAUGUGGAUCGGUCUUCUCUUCAGCAUGAUUUGUCUCGCGUGCCUUACCUCCGAUGUCAUAUCCGAACCGGAUGCCGAGGAUAAAUCCCUCCAAGUCGACCUUUAUCGCGAGAAAGUUGUGCAAUGUUUGACGCUAGGGGAAUAUACACGGGCAGGGUCUUACGUCUUGGAGACAGUCAUAAACUACACAUAUGCCAAAUUCUGCAUUCGAACCGACGCCGAUAAGGACAUCUGGUUUCUACUGGCCCUGGAGGUCAAUUUGGCGAUGCGAAUGGGCUACCACCGUGACCCAAACCACUUCUCCGGGAUCUCACCCUUUCAAGGCGAAAUGCGUCGUCGACUUUGGGCAACAGUUCUAAUGGGGGAUAUACUCAUCUCUAAUCAAAUGGGCAUGCCGCGAAUGAUCUCUGACACCAAAUGGGAUACUUCAGAACCACGAAAUUUGAAUGACACAGAUUUCGACGAACAAUCGACCGAGUUGCCUCUCUCUCCCCCCUCACAGAAUAUACAAACUCCCUUGGAAUCAUCGCACGAAGGCGGAUUCUCGCGGCACUUGGGGCUGUGA
This is a messenger RNA of Penicillium brevicompactum, 1080 nucleotides long. RefSeq names its product fungal specific transcription factor domain-containing protein. The record is from RefSeq and is a predicted model, not a curated record. Bases 1 to 1080 code for a protein of 359 amino acids. NCBI's taxonomy places the organism in Eukaryota, Fungi, Ascomycota, Eurotiomycetes, Eurotiales, Aspergillaceae. Gene Ontology annotation, biological process: DNA-templated transcription. Gene Ontology annotation, cellular component: nucleus. The transcript is spliced from 3 exons. Gene Ontology annotation, molecular function: zinc ion binding; DNA binding.